Molecule: messenger RNA, 981 nt
Organism: Aspergillus campestris IBT 28561
Lineage: Eukaryota; Fungi; Ascomycota; Eurotiomycetes; Eurotiales; Aspergillaceae
Exons: 2
Coding region: 1-981 (326 amino acids)
Source: RefSeq, a predicted model, not a curated record
AUGACGUCAUAUGCAAUUCCCAUCGGAUGUCCAACGAUUGGAGGCGGACGCCGAUGGAAACGUCACAAGAAGCUCAGACUCGAGAGCGAUCCGGCCAAACCAUUACCAGCAGUCCGCCAGCGGGCCUUGACUCCGCCACUACCACCGGCGCCCGCCCCACGUGCAGGCAUCUUUCCGUUUCGUAAGGGCCGGCGGACUCAUGAACAAGAAAGGGAUCAUGACCAGAAGCAAUCGCCUUUCUUUGCUAAACUACCACGGGAGGUUCGGACUUUGAUCUACCGAGAGGUUCUGGCCCCUAAGGACCACCCGGGUCUACAUGUUGCCAGUGCCGAUGCGCGAUUGUUGAGUCGACGCUGCCGGGACGACAGUUGGGCGGUACUGGGGUGGAGGCACCCGUGCUGGGGUGGAUACCACAAGAAAGAUGGGACGACAGGUCCGACGUGCAGUGGUGGGGGAUAUAAACCUGAGGAAGAUUCUCCAUACGCCACUCGAAUGGGAAUAAUACAGUCAUGUCGUCGUAUAUAUGCCGAGUCGAUUGAUAUCCUCUACUCCGACAAUGUUAUUGACUUUCGCCAAACUCGGACGGUGUCGGAGUUUGGGCGUUCUAUACUGCCACACCGCCUCCACAGGGUUAGAUUCCUGCAUCUGGCGUUGCCACUGGACAUCUACUGGUACAGCGAUACAAUUAAAGCUUGUGCUGCGAUUUGGCCUCUCGACAUGCCGUUCUUCUGGGAAGAGGCAUGGGAGACCAUCCCGAGGUUCAAGUCGUUGCAGCGACUUCGGGUUUCACUAAGUUACAGGAAAUACGGGGAUGAGCCAGAACUUGGCGCGCUGGUGAAAUUGAUGAAGUCGAUGGUACCAAUCAAGGUCCCUGAGUAUGUGGUCGACUUGAACUGGCCGGUGGAGGUAGACAAGCUUGUCGCCCUGUUGGGGAAUGAGGUGCCCUUUGAAAUCCGUUUCAAUGAUCUGCUGGAGUACUAG